AUGUUGUCCACUGUGUUGAACACCCAACUUUUCCCCCUUUGUGAAACCAACAAAUUCCUCCGCCGGCGCCGGCGCCGUGAAAACGGCGAACACUUUAAGAUCUGUGCCGUGAAAUCCUCUUCAAGCCUGCCGGCGAUCGAGAUAUCUCGACCGGUGUUGUCCGACGACGAGAGGCGGGAGCUAUUGACGAGCUGGGAGAGUAUCAGCCUGCCGCCGCUGAAGGCGGCGAAGAGGGUUGUUCUGGUACGACACGGGCAGAGCACGUGGAAUGCGGAGGGUCGGAUUCAAGGAAGCUCCGAUUUCUCGGUGCUAACCCUCAAGGGCGAAUCUCAGGCCGAGACCUCGCGCCAGAUGCUUCUCGAUGAUACCUUCGAUGUUUGCUUCUCCAGCCCACUUACAAGGUCAAAAAGAACUGCAGAGAUCAUAUGGGGUUCCCGAGAGGAGGAAAUAAUAACGGAAUCCAACUUGAGGGAAAUCGAUCUCUACUCGUUUCAAGGCCUUUUGAAGAAUGAAGGGAAAGAAAGAUAUGGUGCUGCUUAUCGUCAAUGGCAAAUAGAUGCAGCGAAUUUCAAUAUUGACGGUCAUUAUCCAGUGAGGGAAUUGUGGUCGAGAGCUAGGAGCUGCUGGGCAAAGAUACUCACACACGAAAGCAGAUCAAUACUUGUAGUUGCUCAUAAUGCCGUCAACCAGGCUCUUGUGGCCACAGCAAUGGGACUGGGCACCGAGUACUUCAGGAUACUGCUUCAGAGCAAUUGUGGUGUGAGUGUGCUGGACUUCACACCAAAACACGAAGGUGGAUCUGUGGAUAUAUGCCUUAACCGUCUAAAUCAGACUCCAAGUUCACCUGUAUCCGGUGGCAGCUCUGGAGGGAGGAAAGCAAAUAUGCGAAUUAUACUCGUCUGUCAUGGACUUUCUCAGAAUGAACAGGGCACAAAUUCAUACUCUGGGGAUAGCCCAAUGAACAUGCUUGGCAUAAUACAGGCACAGAAAACUGCUGAGCUACUUCUUGAUGUGAAGGUGAGCUGCAUAGUCAGCAGUUGUGCUGUAGCAUCAGUUGAAACAGCAAAUGCAAUUUCCAAGGUUCAAGAAGCCGCCGACUGCUUGGGAGCUGAUUGCGUGCCGCGCUAUGUGGAAAUGAAGCAAUUGCCGGACCUCGAUGUCGAAAACAUUCUUAAUAAGACAAAGCAAGCUCAACUAAAACAUACUUGUGCUUUCGUAUUUGCAAUGGAGGACUUGACGAGGCCCCAAACUGUUCAAUCCGGUUGGCUAACCCAAUACGAGGAUGAGACGAGAAUGGCACUGUGGGAGCAGGCCGGGCUGAGCUGGAAACAUUUACUGGAUGAACUCUCGAAUGGGCCUGACUCUGAAAAUAAUGUGGUUUCAGUUGGGCACCCGGCUCUUCACAUUGGGCUGGUGGGACAUUUCUUGGGCCUGACAGAGGAGUGGCUAGGAUCGUUUCAUCUCAACCCAGGCAGCAUCAGUGUGGUCGAGUUUCCUGACGGGCCUGCUGGCCGGGGGGUGAUCCGGUGUAUCAACUACACGGCGCACCUGGGGAGAUGGUCAAUACCCAUAACAAGAUCAACCCUUGAUGAUGAGGACUUUUGA
This is a messenger RNA of Striga hermonthica, 1605 nucleotides long. Lineage: Eukaryota; Viridiplantae; Streptophyta; Magnoliopsida; Lamiales; Orobanchaceae. The record is from the annotation of a GenBank genome assembly.